Molecule: messenger RNA, 2297 nt
Organism: Gopherus flavomarginatus (Mexican gopher tortoise)
Lineage: Eukaryota; Metazoa; Chordata; Testudines; Testudinidae
Gene: C6H10orf53
Product: chromosome 6 C10orf53 homolog
Exons: 3
Coding region: 8-544 (178 amino acids)
Source: RefSeq, a predicted model, not a curated record
GGCUGUGAUGUGCGAUGCACAGAGCCUGACAGGCUGUGUCUGCGUGGGACCCGCGCGCAGAGCGUGCCAGCCACGCUGUCACCUGCAGACCGAGCCCGACGCCCAGCCAGCCCUCGCUCUACGCCAGAAACUGGGCUGCAGCCAGCGCCCGGCCUCGGUGAGGCAGGUUACCGGCCCCGCCGACCUCCACACGCCGCCACUGGGGACUGGAGCGCGGGCGCCCCACUCACGUGACCCGCAGUUCCCUGCCUUAGCAACCGCCCGGCGCGGCGGCUGUCGCUGGGGUCGGGGCUCCGCGCCCGCCAUGCCCGCGCUGGUGACGCUCCGGUUCGGCCCCUACCGGAGCUGCGGGGUGUUGGAGCACAGGCCCUUCCGCCUGCAGGGCCUGCAAGCUGUGUUGCAAGCAGAGGGUCACCAACUUAUUCUGGAAAAGAUACCGGAUUGGAAUAAUGUAGAACUCAUAGUGAAUGGAGAGACUGUUUUCGAGUGCAACAUUAAUGAUCUAGACUUUGGCUGCGAAUUCUCAGGACUAUCACAGUCAUGACAAGAAUAACCACUGGUAAAAGAGUGUAAUUUAAUGAAAUUCAGUGACAUGGAGAGAACUAGCAAAAGGCAUGUGCACCAUUUCAUUGAGAUUUAAGCGACGCAUAGGCCUUGUGAAAAGCAGUAAAUAUCUCCCCAUAUGGAUAAGCAGAAUAUAUCUUGUUUGCUCACAAGCCUCUUCUGCUUAUUUUAUACAUUAAAGUUACAGUAUCCCCCAUAAUAAUCACUCAUUUCCCAUAGGUGCCACAGUCAAUGAUUUACUUGGAAGAAUUAAAAAAAGCGCUGAUGCCAGCACAGAUCUGGGAAUAGUGUUUAAUCAGUAAGAGGUCCAUCAAUGGGUAUUAGCCAGGAUGGGCAGGGAUGCUUAAACAUGCUGCCUCUGUUUGCCAGAAGCUGGGAGUGGAAGAAAGGAUGGAUCACUUGAUGAUUGCCUGUUCUGUUCAUUCCCUCUGAAGCACUGAACACUGUUGGAAGACAAGAUACUGGGAUAGAUGGACCAUUGGUCUGAUACACCAUAGCCGUUCUCAUGUUCUUAUAGGGACACUAUCAGGAUGUUUUAUUUUUAAAUGGUCUGUUAUCUGUUACUAACAGCACCUAACAUUAUUAAAAUCCAAAACAGUAAGAAGUCUCAUUUACUUUUCACCAUGUAUGUUGAUUGAAUAUUCAUUUUUUGUGCUGCACUUAUCUAGGCAAUGAAACUAGAAAAGGCUGAAUGUCAGUUUUAUUCUUUUGUUUCUCAUGCACUAAACCUCUUUCUUUCCCCCUGACCCAUCUGAAAUGGAGAUAAUCCUCACCUACAUCAUAGGGCUGUUAUGAGGCUUAAUUCUUUAAUGUUUGUGAAGUGUUUUGAGAUUCUCUGAUCAAAAGUGCUGUAUAAACACAUACUACAGUACUGCAAUAAUCUGGAUGCAAAUACUACAGGGGAAUGUUUAAAUGGAAAAGUACAAUUUAGUUUCACAGCUUUUAACCAGUGAACAAAUGUAAGAUUUUUGUGCUUUAACUAACGUAUUUGAAGCAUCUCUGUAAUUGCUAAUAAUGGUUUAGGAUUAUUCUGAGAUGCUAUAUUUAGAAUCUUGAGAGCAUUCCCUACCAAAUUAUAUCUUUUUUUUUUUAAACUGGAAAAUAACUUAACACAAUAUAGAAGUGAGAUUUUUCUGUUCUGGCAAGGAAUAUAUGAUUCAAGAUAGCUAAUUACUCCAAAUAGGUUCAUGCAAGAAAUCGUGAGCUGCAUUAUUAACCUGCCAACUGAAUGAAAAUGUGUAACUUUGUUACCUUGUGCCGUGUGUUAAAGAUAAGGAAAUAUCUCUCAUUCAUACAUAUAUGUAUGUUAUAUAUACAUGUGCAUGUUACUGUUAAGGAAAUGUGAAGUACAGUUUGAAGUAUCAUGAAUUUGUAAAGGUGGUCAUGUGCUUACUGAUUAAUGAUAGGGCAUAGAACAUACCAGAGAAACUCAGUUUGCGCUCUCUUGGCUUUCAUAACAAAGACAGAUACCAUAAAAUUACUACAGUUCUCUGCAUCAAUAUAUUUAUUGAGCUCAUGAACUUUGUAUAGUGGGUUCACUAAAACAAAUAGUAUUGUAUUAGUAUGUCUAAUAAGGGAAUUGAAUGAUCUUUGAAACAAGACCUAAAAAUAACCAACCCCAGUCUGGAAUUUCCAUCUCUUUUCUUCUCAUACAAAUGAAGAUCACAAUAGUGGCACCCAAGAGAAGGGAAAAUAUCCAAAGAAUUUGAUGACAGUCUCUGCAGGAGCAGCUU